Molecule: messenger RNA, 768 nt
Organism: Rhipicephalus sanguineus (brown dog tick)
Lineage: Eukaryota; Metazoa; Arthropoda; Arachnida; Ixodida; Ixodidae
Exons: 2
Coding region: 1-768 (255 amino acids)
Biological process (GO): DNA integration
Molecular function (GO): nucleic acid binding
Source: RefSeq, a predicted model, not a curated record
AUGCUGCCCUCAACCACUCCAAGUCGACCCUGGGAAGAGGUCGGCAUCGAUCUUUUCCAUCUCAAUGGCCAAGACUUUGUCCUUCUGGUGGAUUACCGGUCACGCUUCCCGGAAGUCAUCAGUCUACGUUCAACCACAGCACUUGCGGUCAUCAAUGCCGUCAAGAGCGUUUUCGCACGCCAUGGCAUUCCGAGACUGGUGCGCAGCGACAACGGUCCUCAGUUUGCUGCGAAAGAGUUCUCUGCCUUCGCCAAGUCCUACGGCUUCUGCCACGUCACCAGCAGCCCCCAUUUUCCACAGUCGAAUGGGGAGGUGGAACGGAUGGUGAGGACAGUCAAAGACCUGCUGCGGAAGGCCGAUGAUCCCUACCUGGCACUUUUGGUAUACCGGGACACACCUGGAGUAAAUGGAGCCGGAGAGCGGGUCUGGGUGCGAGAUGUCAACUCCCCAGCAACCGUCUUAGGGCCAGCUCAACGCCCGCGCUCCUACGUGGUGGAGACUCCGACGGGUGUACUUCAGCGUAACCGGAUGCACCUGGUACCAACGACGGGAACCCCCACUGCCAACCCUCCUGUAACCCCAGUGGCGGAUCAGCCCGAGACGACUACAACACCUGGAGCUGACCAAGCAGCACAAGACCAGCAAACCACGUCGCCUCGGGAAAGAACCUCCACUGCAGAGGAACCUCAGGGUUCUGCUUCCACGCCACGCGUCUCACGGUCGCGGUAUGGCAGGAGGAUCCGCAGGCCGAAAAGACUCGACCCGUGA